Messenger RNA from Panthera uncia (snow leopard), 7558 nucleotides. RefSeq names its product transcription factor Dp-1 (gene TFDP1). Gene Ontology annotation, cellular component: transcription regulator complex; nucleus. Gene Ontology annotation, molecular function: RNA polymerase II transcription regulatory region sequence-specific DNA binding; DNA-binding transcription factor activity, RNA polymerase II-specific. NCBI's taxonomy places the organism in Eukaryota, Metazoa, Chordata, Mammalia, Carnivora, Felidae. The transcript has 11 exons. The record is from RefSeq and is a predicted model, not a curated record. Bases 5239 to 6594 code for a protein of 451 amino acids. Gene Ontology annotation, biological process: regulation of cell cycle; regulation of transcription by RNA polymerase II.
GGGGAGGAGCAGAGGGGAGAGAGAAUCUUAAGCAGACUCCACGCUCGGCGUGGAGGCCCAAUCCCACGACCCUGGGAUCACGACCUGAGUCGAAAUCAAGAGUUGGAUGCUUAAUGGACUGAGCGUCCAGGUGUUCCUCUGAAGACACUUUGGUGGGACAUUUGAGACGAAUGCAAGUGUAGGCAGAGAGGAUGUGGUGGUGACGCCUUGCACCCUGUCACUGUCCUGAGUGACGGCUGGCUGGCUGGCUGUGCACACUUGUCUGCCCGCUGGGUGGUUGUGAAGCUGGUUACAGACAUGUUGUCCUGUCAUUCACUAUUCUAGUAUUAUCUCUGAAAGAUGAGAACUCUCUAAAAGUGCCCCAAAUAGCGAAUAAUCGUUUGUUAGUAUCGUCAGAGAGCUAGUAGCUGGAAUUCGGAAGGUUUGUGUCAGUGUAGAGCUGGUGGGUUGGAUGUGCCCUUGUUUAUGUAGGCCUGCUGAUGGGCUUUUAGGUUGUUUCCGGAACCUGCCUUCACAGCAGAACUGCGACUACUACGCUGGCUGGUGGGCCCUCACAGCAGUGCCACGGUGUGGGUGAUGUUGUGGCUCGGCAGCACCCUCCCUGCUGGGAGCGCUGGUGCCCUGGUGUCGGCCCGUAGGUCAGGUGGAGGCAGAGGCACCAUCCGAAGCCCUGUUCUUCCACUGCCAGACCCAGCGUUCCUUCUUAGGUUGUUUCUACCUGGUUCUCUUGUCUGCGUGGCUACUUGGAACUGGUUUUUAUGUGACGAACCGUAGCUCUACCUGAGACACGUUUGUGUAACAUGCCACCUCCGAUGGCUUUGUGGUGUCACCGUGGUGCCCUCUCUGUGGCGGGUGGGUAAGGCGGGAAAGUGCCCCACUUGGUGUCAUCACGGGCUGCCCAAAACAGUGGCCUGGGACCAUGGUUUUGUUACCCACGGCUUCCGUGGCUUGUGAGUUUGGCUGCAGCUGUGCUGGCUCGCAGCCCAGGACCUGAGAGUGUCACACACCAACACGUACCCCCAGGUCCCUGUGGCAGGACCAUGUCCACUAACUCACCUGGUCCUUGGUGGGCUUUGUUCACUUCUGGGCUGUUGGCCGGAGAUUGCCCCCAGCUCUGGCCUCGUGGGCCCUCUGCCAGGUAGCUUCCAUUGCCAGAGCGCGGGAGGGAGGGGCUGGAGCGAGGUCCAUGCACACACAGGGAGAGAGACGAGCCAGCCGGACCCUAGCCUCCGGCUCCUGAGACCGGACGUGGCCUGUGCAGAUCCGGUCACCAGGGCAGGCCAUGCUCGGGGAGGGGAUUGGGUGGGGCCGUGAAGUGCCCCCUCACCUACUGUGCUGGGCGUGCCCACAGGCUGUGUCCUUGUGGCGGUGCUCGGGGCCUGGGGUCCGUUUGCUGUGGAGUCGAGGGAGGGUCUCUGCGGGAGCCACAGGGUGGGGUGAGGGGCCAGGCCUUCAAAGUAUAUCUGGACUCUGCUCCUUCCUUUGAUCACCCUUGCAGCUCACAGUAUUGAUGAGCGCUCUGUUACACGGUAUGCUUGCAGCGCUGAUGUCUUCUGGUGGGUGCCGGUGCACUGUGCCCCUUGGCGAGGCCCUGUGUGCUUUCGUGGUGGGUGGUCCGGGAUUGCCCCUCAGGUAGGUGCUGUUUGUAUGGCUGCCGUGCAAGGGCUCUGCCUCUAGUGGUUAUACCGGGUCCCUUCGGGCACGGGAGAGCUGGGCCUCACCGUUCUUCCCAUCCCUUUGUCUCGCCUGCUCGAGGCAGGUGCCAGCCAGCAGCCACAAUGCACUUGGUGCCCCCGCAGGCCCAGAUGUGCUGCUGCGGUCAGGACGCUGGCUCCCGGUGCGUGUGGGGACUCAGAAGGGGCCGCUGUGAUGGGAAAGGUCAGGAGGGUUGCCGAGGUGCGAACAAAGGUUCCCUUGGACUUCCCCCCAGGUGCCUGGCCGAUCACACAUGCUGCUGUUUUGUGUAACUGUCGUUAGGGAGCCGGGCCUGUGGUUGCUUUCCUGGGUCUCCAGGUCCUUCCUCUGCUGCCUGAGGCCUCUGCUCUUUGCCCCUUCCUGACCCUGUCUUGCUGAUUUUUGUGUCUGUCUUUGAAUCAGCGGAAUUGCUGGCCCACUGCCUCUCCCUGUAGGUACAGUUUCAUUGGAGCACAGGCUUGCCCUUUGUUUGGUACUGACUGUGGCUGCUUUGGUGCCACUGGGCACUCUUCAGCUGUCCCCGGGCCGGGAGCUGCUUUGGUCUGGACGUGGCUCUGGUUUUCUUUCCAGGCACGUGUCCUGCCCUCACUGGCGUUUCUGUUCUAGUGGGCCCAUGGGGGCGGCAGGGUAGGACUUGUAUAGAAAGUAGGCAGCCACCAGAGUGGUGGUGGUCUCCCAGUGGCUGGCCCUCCCUCCCCCCUGCCCUGAGUGGCCGGGGCAGUGCCUCUGAUGGGCCCCUCAAAGGUUGUGGGCGGGCACUCAGCCCUGGGUGUCUGUCCUGCCGAGGGGUCCGCACCCUAUCCUGCGGUGACCAGAGGGGUCUUGGGGAGGGUGUUCUAGAGAGAGAAGGAGGGGGAUCAGGGUGUCAGGGUGUGCAGCAGGAGUGGGGGGUCCCGGCCACGCCCUCUGCGGCUUGUGAGGGACGCAGGGCACAGAGAUGGGUGGCAUGUGUGAAGCUGGAACGUGGUCAUUACUACUUUGGUUUGGUAAGUAAAGAACCUAGUUGGUGUUUCAGCGUCCACUUCUAAUUGGCUCAGCUUCCUGUGUAGCAGCUGAGUUUUACUGCUUUGAGUGGAUCAUUGUAUCCAACGUCAGAAAAUACACAGUAACUGGGUUUACUUACCUUAAGUACAAACCCAAAAAGCUGAGUAACGAGUGUUGUAAGAAAAACUCAGGUUAGUUGUGACAAAUGAGUGCCUUCGCUGUUGGUUUACAUGUUCGUUCGUUCAGCAUCUUGGUGUUUCUUCCUGGAGGGAGGUUUGCAUCUUAAGUAUAAAGAGCAUGCAGGGAAAGGAGUUCUGUGCACUUAACUUAAAACUACGUGCAGUACAGGAAUACCGUUUAUAGCAUCCCAGCAGCCUGGUUCCGGUGCUGGUCCCGGCGUCCCUGCGGGCUUUGCCCCAGGCACAAGAGGGAAGGGGCGUGGGAGGUGUGGUAAUGUUUUCCUGGGUCCCAGUUUGUAGUUGUAAACUAAGGUCCUGUGGUGUUGACUGUGAAGCCCCUGAGGACGGGAUGGUGUUAGAAAAUCACAAGGAGGCUGUAACGAACACGUUAGUAUUUCCCUGUGCUCCCGACGGUUGUGUGCUGUGUGGCCUCGGACUGUCCUCCCUAAAGAACUGCAGGAGCCAGGAGCAGGGCGCCCCGGGGGUCCCUGGGCUCCAAGGGAAGGAGGUGAGCACCUCGGUGUGGUCCAUGUGCUCAGGCCUGCUGCGUGUGCCCGGCCUCGGGGCCUCUCCCUCUUCACGGGGUCACAGGCUCUUGGGGCCACGGGCUCUUGAGCCCACGCAGACAAGAAGCAAGUGUGAGAUUACAAAGUGGGAAAGAGCAAACUCCAUCACAGGGGACCAUUUCCAGGGCCCACUGCAAAUUUAACACAAACAUCAGUGUUGACGGACUCCGUCCCGUGUGAUCUGAGCUCGCUUUAAGUUCGUACUCAGAUGGGGGUCUCACUUCAUGCACACUCUGAGUGGACCGUGUGCCUGGUCUGCACCUGUCAGGCUCAUACACCAGAACCAGCGGGCGGCUCCGUGGAGGUGUUGCUGACUCACGAGGGCCACCUUGCAGCUAGCCUAGGGCUUCCUGCCUUGAGCCCUGGCAGUCCUGUGCCCCAGGGGCUUCCCAGAACCCCGUGGUCCCAGGCAGACGGAGAUGAGGGUCACCGGCUGCAGGUGUUUAAAGGUUUGCCCGUUGUGAGGCUGCGAGUGAGGUGGGCUGGCACUCCUGUCCUCCUGCGGGUUGCAGGGACUUGCCUGGGGUCCCACAAGGGCCUAGGGCUGGCAUCUGGGAGGGGAGGGAGCAGAGCUCCGAGUGGGCAUGGCCGCGGGUGGAUGCUGGCGGGCCAGGUAUUGUAGCGCUGGCCACAAGGCAGGGCAGCACCUGUGGCAGUAAUCCCCUGCUGUGCUGCUUGUCACUGUCAUCCAGAGACGUCUCCUUAGGGUGUUCAGUGUCCUUUGGGGUUCACACCCACGAAGGGUGGUGUUUUAGAAAAGCUCUAUUGUGGGAAGGCCGAGGCUGGGACCCCGGGGGUGGAUUGGGUUAUGGGUGACAGCGCCAGUGACCUUCCUAUACGCCCCUGAGUAAGUUUGUGUGGUUCAGACAGACCUGCUUCUCUCUUGAACUCCACGCUGUCCGCGUGCUUCUGCCCAGUGCCGCCCAGUGCCAUGCUGGCCCCUGCGCCUCAGACGAGGUGGACACACGCAGCUGGACCAGACGAGUGUGUCUCUCUGAGUUGGUCAUUAGGCUCUGAAACGAGUUCCGUCACCUUUACAGAGAGCACGGUUGGGGGGACGAGCUGGGUGUGGCCUGGACUCAGGCUUGAUUUGGGGGCUGUGUCGUGCACUGUGUCUGCACAGUAGGGCAGGAUAAACCAGCUCUGGAACCGGUUUAGGUCAGUCGUAUGUGGAAGCUGGUUGACCUCGAGAGUCUGUCCUGCUCUGGUAUCGCUGGCUGCCAGGCCUCUGCUGGCCGGCUGUCCGCUUUUCCGCAGCUGCCUUGCCUGCGUGCCCCCAGAGCUCUAGCUCCUUCCAGGCGGACUUAUGGAGCGCUGCUGUCGGCCUUCGAGGUCAGGAACCCUAGAUGCGUCAUUUUGGUCCUGACCGAUUGUCUUUGGUCAUUGGCAGUCAGUCAUGUGGCUCCAGGAAAUUUGGGCCAAAUCUGCAUGCAGCUGUUAAAGUAUGCUUCAAAAAUACAUUCAGUGGCUUCCCAGAUGAAAAGAAGGACUUUUUAUGUUCUAGAGAAAAAUCGGUCACCACUGUCUCACUGCAGAACAAUGACCUCAGAGUUCAGGGGUUAAAGCGACAGUAACCCUUUAUCCUCCCGAAUGGUUUCCGUGUUUUGGAAUUUGGGCAUGGCCAGGUGGCAGUGUGUCCGACGGCAGCCCCCGGGGAGGAGAGGGUGGCAGGAAGGCAGGCCCCCACCCUCUCCAAAGCCUGACUUCCCAGCCCCAGCUUUCUAAUUUCCUUUGUGAAAACUGAGCUUGCGCCACUUGUGAUUCCGACACACGUUGUGUUGCGAGAUAGAAUUCCUGUGCCCGUGAGACUUGCUAUGGGGUACCUAGUCACGGUCCCACAUACGGACAGUGUGGGCGUCAACGAGCUGCCAGCCGCCAGCUGGCUUCUUCCUAUGUCACAGUUACUGCCCUCAGGUUUACGCUCCGAACUGGAAACCAGGCUUGGGAACAGGGCCGGUCUAAUUGAAGCCAACGGGGAACUCAAGGUCUUCAUAGACCAGAACCUUAGUCCUGGAAAAGGCGUGGUGUCCUUGGUCGCCGUCCACCCCUCUACGGUGAGCACGCUGGGGAAGCAGCUCCUGCCAAAAACGUUCGGACAGUCCAAUGUCAACAUUGCACAGCAAGUGGUAAUUGGUACGCCUCAGAGACCUGCAGCGCCCAACACUAUCGUGGUAGGAAGCCCACACACCCCUAACACUCACUUUGUCUCACAGAACCAGCCUUCAGACCCCUCACCUUGGUCUGCCGGGAAGCGGCACCGGAAAGGGGAGAAGAACGGGAAGGGCCUGCGACACUUCUCCAUGAAAGUCUGUGAGAAGGUGCAGAGGAAGGGGACCACGUCCUACAACGAGGUGGCCGAUGAGCUGGUUGCCGAGUUCAGUGCCGCCGACAACCACAUCCUACCGAAUGAAUCUGCUUAUGACCAGAAGAACAUAAGACGACGAGUCUAUGACGCCUUAAAUGUGUUGAUGGCCAUGAACAUCAUCUCUAAGGAGAAAAAGGAGAUCAAAUGGAUUGGUCUGCCCACCAACUCGGCUCAGGAAUGUCAGAAUCUAGAGGUGGAGCGGCAGAGGAGGCUGGAAAGGAUAAAGCAGAAGCAGUCUCAGCUUCAGGAGCUCAUCCUGCAGCAAAUUGCCUUCAAGAACCUGGUGCAGAGGAACCGCCAGGCAGAGCAGCAGGCCAGCCGGCCGCCCCCCCCAAACUCGGUCAUCCACCUGCCUUUCAUCAUCGUCAACACCAGCAAGAAGACUGUCAUCGACUGCAGCAUUUCCAAUGACAAGUUCGAGUACCUGUUCAACUUCGACAACACGUUUGAGAUCCACGACGACGUUGAGGUGCUGAAGCGCAUGGGAAUGGCCUGCGGCCUGGAAUCUGGCACCUGCUCUGCCCAGGACCUGAAGACAGCGAGGAGCCUGGUGCCCAAGGCACUGGAGCCCUACGUGACAGAGAUGGCUCAGGGAUCGAUCGGAGGGGUGUUCGUCACAUCGGUGUCCACCUCCAAUGGCACGAGGCUUUCUGCCAGCGACCUGACCAAUGGUGCGGAUGGCGUGCUGGCCACGAGCUCCAGCGGGUCCCAGUACAGCGGCUCCCGGGUGGAGACCCCCGUGUCGUACGUCGGGGAGGACGAGGAGGAGGACGACGACUUCAAUGAGAAUGAGGAGGAGGACUGACACCCGCGGCCGGCCCUCACAGUCCGCGUCGGGAGAGACUGCUUUUGGUGUGGGCUGGGUUCCUCCUUGGCCCCUCCCGAGGAGACGCCAGAGUGGGCGAGGGCUGCGUUCCACGGGGGCUUGGGGCGCGCUGGGGCGCCGGCCACGACGCAGGGCCUCUCUCCGCUGUCCAGGAUCUUGUUUGCGUUGUCUGUCUGUAGCUCAGAGUUCACUUUGCCCCUUGGUUCUUGCUGAGUGUGCCUCCUCCCACAGCCCGCCGGCAGCCGCGGACGGUGCCGGCCGAGCCCUGCUCUUCAGCCUUGGGCCACGAAUUGUAUUAGGACUUUAUUUUCCCUUAAAUUAUAUUGACUGUGUGACUCCAUCAAGUUUGUUCAUUUUUUUUUUUCCUCUAUGUUGCAGCAAAUUGCGAAGUUCUUUAUUUGUUUUUGUUUUGUUUGGUAAAAGUUCACUGCCGUGCUGGUGCAGCUACGAAAACUGGAGGGCUUGGAGCGGCGUGUGGCUUGCGGUGAGGCCUGCCUGAUUUCUCACAGGCGGCGUCUGCAGACUUUACUAUAUAGUUGUUUACACACCUACACGUCUGUCGUCUAAAGACGCAAACGGAAACAAACGUCGUAUUUGUUUCGUGAGCAUCUUCCUAUAAUCUACGAUAAAGUUGACAUUAAAUAUAGAGAAUGUUCUAACAGUUUUUUAACUCAAAAUUUGUCAAUCAUUUUUAAUAGUUCUUUUUUUAUAAAAAGAAACGGAAUUUCAGGACAGGCAGUAGUCCCUUUUAAAAUUUAUUCACAAAGAACCAUUAACCGCACAGUUGCUGUUAGCUGCCUGUUCUACAACAAUAGUCUUUUUAUUGAAACACAAAUAAACUUUUCUGUAAUAUUUUAUGGAAUAUAAAGAGACUUUAAUUGUUUGACUUGUUUAACUCGGCACUGUUAGUUUUUAUUAAUAAAACGCGCAUGGGCAUUUUAAA